CUGACAGUAAAGUUGUGUCGAGGCUUGUGCACCAGCUCUGAUUUCCUUUACAGCUCCUGACUGCAUGUGACUCAGAUUGAGGAUUACCAGCUCAACAAUGGCUUCUGGCUUGUCUCAUCAGAUCCGCUGCCCUGUGUGUUGGAAUGAUUUAAAGGACCCGGUGUGUCUUCCAUGUGAGCACUUCUACUGUAGAACAUGUAUUACUGAGUAUGUGACCAGAAAUGCUGCUGACCCUCGAUGUCCUGAAUGUCGCAACCCUUUUACUCGGUAUGAUAUCAAAGUAAAUCGAGUUUUAACAAAUUUGGUGGAUGCGGCCAAAGACCAUCUGAGGGAACAUCAAGCCUUAAAACAGUCAGUUACAACUGUCUCCACUGGAACCACACUUGCCCAAAACCAAGACAUCACAGAAAACUGUAUUUACCACAUUGAGAAACUUAAGCUUUUCUGUGUGACAGAUCAAAAACCAAUUUGUGUUGUCUGCAAAGAGGAAGAGACACACCGGGGACAUACUUUUAAAACACUGAAUGAUGCAUUCCACUGCAAAAAGCAAAAGACAUCUGAGGCUCUGGAAACUUUGCUCAGCGUAGAAGGCACACUGAUUGGUUUGGUUAAUGAUCAGGCUGAAGAGAUUCUGAAAACAAUGGGGAAAUCCAAAACACUGUCAGACCAUAUCUCUGACCAGUUUUUGAAGCUGCGCAAGUUCCUGGAUGACAAAGAGAGAGAGCUGAAGAAAAAGCUAGAGGAGGAGGAAAAUCAAAUCCUGGGCAUAAUGGGAGUAAACAUGUGUACAAUGGAAGAAAUGUUGUCAGAUGUGGGAACAAAACAAGUAAUAGUGAAGUCAGCUUUGGAAAUGAAACAACCAAGCCAGUUCCUACAGUGGUGGAAUGAGAAUGGACGCUUUGUAAAUAGGGAAAUAUUCUUAUUCAAAACGGACCCAACCCUGCAGGAUGUUAGUGUUAUACCUGACACCCUGUCUCUUGGUAUCUAUGAGACUUACCUGCAAUUCUUUGUGUGGAAAGAGAUGUUGAGAUAUAUCCAGUCAGUGCCUCAUCACCACACUGUGGAGGACAAAGGUGAUCAAGGCAUAAGCAUUUCUCCCAGUGGACGCUCUAUCCAGCCCAAGAAGGUUGGAAAAAGCCAAAAAAACAAACCCAGCUCACUUUGGUUAAAGGCAGAGUCGUCAUUUUACGAAGGGAAACACUUCUGGGAGUUGGAUGUGGGCAAAAACUGGACUGGGGUGUAGGAGUUUGUAGCUGUGAAUCAGGAAAAAUUGUCAAUGACACAGUGCUUUGCUUCAACUUGGAAUUUGGCUACCACAUCCAGCAGACCCACAAUACGGACAAAAGAACAGUUAAUAUAACAUCAGGGGCUAGGAAGAUAGGCGUCUACCUGGACUGUGAGAAAAAUCAGGUCUCGUUCUACAAUACUGACCAAAUGGCUCUUAUUGAUACCAGAGUUUUGUCACAACCGUCACCCCAUUCUCUCUGUCUCUCAGCGGGGCUUUACUUAGAUGGAAAGAACAGCGAUCCACUCACCAUAUUUUGGUAUUAAGACAUUAUUUAACUUUAAAAGUUAAAUUCAGCGUAUAAAAAUUAGGUAUUGUUUAUUAAACCUACUGUAUAGCAUACCACUGCUCAAUUCUGAUUGUUUAGGGUGUGUGCUUAAGUUCAUAUUACAGAGUCUGACAAUAGUUACUCCCAGCAAAUUAAUAUUCAUUCGUGAACAUACUGUACAAACAAUUACUGAUAUGAUUAUGCAUAUUGCAAGUGUGAAAAUAUAUUUAACAUUGGCAAAUGUAACUAUUCAAACUAAUUUCCUUUUAGGAGAUUGUUAUCAUUUAAUUAUAAGAUUAUGCCAUUAGCUUUUAGAUGCUUUAAUCUUUUGGUAGGCAAUUUUGCUUUUUUUUUUGCUUUUUUUUACAUGAACAUUUCACAAAAUUAAAUGUAAUUCUAAAUUAGUAAAAGUUCAAACAUCAUUAUAAUUUUAAUAAUUAAUAAAAAAGUUCCAAUCACCAAUUAAAAAUAUUUCACACCUAAUAAUUUAGUUUAUGUGUACAUUAAAUGUUCAGUUUUGGAUGUAAAAUCAACUUGUACUGUAUAAUUGCUUUAAUUUGUUUUUUAAAUAUUUAAUGCACAUUAUUUUGUCAAAUAUAUUACAAUAAAUUUGUAUUUUGCCAUAAAAUAUUCUCCUUAAAAUAAAUAAAGCAGUUUUAGGAUUUUAUUUAAGAAGGAUUUAGUUGUAGAGUAUGCACUUGCUAAUUUUAGUACACGAGGACAACAAAGCUAUGGACAGAACAGUGGCUCAUCAGUGCUAGCACUUGCUAUUUAUGUGACAGUCCUGUCAGCUGUUGGAUUUGUUCGUUAUAGCCAGAACUCAAAGAUGCUUUCCGCAACUUGCUUAAGCAAUUUUUACUGUUGAAUAAAAAGCAUGAGGAAAAAAAACAAGGUUGGUUUGAAAAUAUAUUGAACUGAACAUGUACUGUAUGUAGGAGUAAUAGGAAUUAAUGUGAGCUGUUCAUUUGUGUGAUUGUAUUGGCUAAGAAAGCAUUACUAUAACAUUAUUUGUAGAAGUCAAUUGUACAGUAACCUGAGAGCACUCCCAGAUUUUAUUAUUGCCCAGAGUUUAAAAUGGGAGAAUGCAGGCCAAUGUCUGAAACAUGUGCUUAUACCCAAAUAUAGAAUCCUGAGGGUAACAUGUAGGGCGAGGAGGAGUGACAAACACAUGCCCAGAAAAACCCUCCAGUCUCUGCUGAAGUCCAGUGUGAUAGACAUAUGCUGUCAGAAAUCUGAUAGUCAGCAGCUGUUAUUAGUAGCAUCGAGUUGAGCUUGAAUACAGUUUGUGGCUUUUAGAGGACACAAAAACUCAAUAUUUAACUGAAGAGUUAUUUGGAGAUAACUGAAAACAGAGAAGACCAACUGUAAACAGAAGCUGCUAUGGAUUCUCGGCUCUUCAAGCAGAUUCAGUGUUCUGUGUGUUUGGGGGAAUUUACAGACCCGGUGAGUCUGCUGUGUGACCAUACAUUCUGCAGGCAGUGUAUCAGUAACCACUCACAGACCAGCAGCCGCUUACGUCUGUGUCCCGAAUGCCGUCGACCAUACACUAUGUGGGACUUACGAUCCAACCGUGUCCUCAGGAACAUGGUUGAUGCUGUGAGGGAACACCUCACGGAACAACAAACCAUGACAGACAGGAACAUAGCUAUUGCAGGAGCCAACGGGCCAAGAGGAGGAUUGGUCGUGGAGCCUGAGAAGCUAGUGUGCCCAGACCAUGAUGAGAGGCUCAAACUGUUCUGUGAGACGGAUCAAAAACUGGUGUGUCUUAUUUGUAGAGAUGGUGAUAAACACCAGGGGCACAAGUUUAAGCCGGUAGACGAGGCAGCACAACCCAAAAAGGAGAUGCUAAAAGAACCCCUGGGCCUUUUAACAAAGGAAAACAAAGAGCUUGAAGAGCUAAUUAAGAAGCAGACCAAUGAAAUCACAAAAACUGAGGAGCGGUCCAAGCAGCUUUCAAAUCAAAUCUCUGCUCAGUUCCAGGAGAUACACCAGUUUCUGAGAGAAAAGGAGCAAGAGGUGAAAGCACUGCUUGAGAAAGAAGAAAAGGUUCUGGUAGAGAAGAUGCAGAAAAACAGAAAUGACAUAGAGGAGAAACUAAAUGCUGGAAAAGAGCAUGAAAAAGUAUUAAAGUCUGUCAUUGAGACUGACCGGUCUGAUGGUUUUCUGCAGUGGUGGACCGAUCAUGGCCAGGGUUUUGUUGAAGAGAUGAGGGAAGUUGACAGUUGGUCUAAAAGGAAUGAAAAUGCUUCCCGGUCACCAGAGUAUAUGUCAAGGGUGAAGGGCAUCAGUGUGACUGCGGAAUCCCUGUUUCUUGGCCCUUAUGAAACUCAUCUGCAGUUCUUUGUUUGGAAGAAGAUGCUUGGCUUCAUUAAACCAGUGCCUGAUCGUAAUGUAAUAUCUGACUGCCAUGACCCAUAUUUGAGGGUUUCCUCUGACGGCCGCAGUGUGACUCGCACAGACAAGAAGGGAAUUUUCUAUCGUCAGAAAGACUACAGACCACUGGCCAGAACCCACAAGUCAUUUCAGUCUGGGCAGCAUUACUGGGAGGUGGACGUGGGGGAAAAAAUUGAUUGGAGUGUGGGUGUCGAUGGCGGUUGUAUAAGCAAUUUAAAUAAGAACACAAGGUUUCAGCUAAAACAUAACCAAGGCUACUCUGUGAAAGAGAAUAGCAUAGAGACUGAUAAGGAGCUGACGGUAAAGCCACGGACAAUAGGGCUGUACUUGGACUGUGACAGGCAUCAGGUUUGUUUCUAUAAUGCUGAUGAUAUGACUUUAUUACAUACAUCUGAUUAUUUGUCUUUCACUCCUUAUUCGCUGAGUCUGUCGCCUGGGGGUUACCUAAAGGGAAGAAAUGCUGACCCAAUGACAGUGUGCUGGAAUUGAGCAAAUGCAUGAAAAAAGCAUAUGCUUCUAGUGCACAGAUAAUAUACAUUAUGACAUUUUAUCAUUAUGACAGGUGAAGUAAAAAACACUGAAUAUCUCUUCAUCGUGGCACCUGUUAGUGAAUGGAAUAUAUUAGGCAGCAAGUGCAAAUCUUUCCUUAAAGUUGAUGUGUUAGAAGCAGGAAAAAUGGGCAAGCGUAAGGAUUUGAGGGUGUUUGACAAGGGCCAACGUGUGAAGGCUAGACUACUGGGGCAGAGCAUCUCCAAAACUGCAGCUCUUGUGGGCUGUUCCUUGUUUGCAGUGGUCAGUAUCUAUCAAAAUGGUCCAAGGAAAGUGAGAAACUGAUAAACAGUGGUGAACUGGCGACUGAGUGGCCGAGACUCAUUGAUGCAUGUAAGGAGUGAACGCUGGCCUGUGUGUUCCGAUCCAAAAGAUGAGCUUCUGUAGCUUAAAUUGCUGAAGACGUUAACGCUGGUUCUGGUAGAAAGGUGUCAGAUUACAUCACAGUUUGUUGCAUAUGGGGCUGCGAAGCCACAGACCAGUCAAUAUUAGGCAGUUUGUCAUAACGUUAUGCCUGAUCAGUAUGACUAUAUUUAUGGAGGUUGUAUGAUUGAUGAAUUAUGCAAGAUAUAGUAAGCCUUUCAUGGGGCAUACAAAUGACUAUGACUUGCUAAAAAUAGCGUAUGCUUUGCCUAUGAUAAAGCUAACUGUUUAA
Molecule: messenger RNA, 5151 nt
Organism: Silurus meridionalis
Lineage: Eukaryota; Metazoa; Chordata; Actinopteri; Siluriformes; Siluridae
Gene: trim109
Product: tripartite motif containing 109
Exons: 11
Coding region: 2934-4436 (500 amino acids)
Molecular function (GO): zinc ion binding; protein binding
Source: RefSeq, a predicted model, not a curated record